This is a messenger RNA of Mercenaria mercenaria, 1029 nucleotides long. RefSeq lists its product as uncharacterized. Gene Ontology annotation, biological process: DNA integration. Bases 1 to 1029 code for a protein of 342 amino acids. The transcript has a single exon. Gene Ontology annotation, molecular function: nucleic acid binding. The record is from RefSeq and is a predicted model, not a curated record. NCBI's taxonomy places the organism in Eukaryota, Metazoa, Mollusca, Bivalvia, Venerida, Veneridae.
AUGGAACCAGCGUUUACCUCCGGCAUUCAUCAAGUUAUUGAUAUCAACAGAUUCAGCACAUACCAGACGCUAUUACGUGUAACAGCAUACGUCAUGAGAUUUAUACAUAACUGUAGACAUUCUAGCAGACGACUUGAACCCUUGUCCUAUAGUGAACUUACACACGCAGAGAGAACAUGGCUUUUAAACUGUCAAACCAUUACUUACCAGGAAGAAAUCAUCAACAUGAGAUCCAGUAAAUCACGCUCAGAACUUGUCAAGCAACUAAGAUUAUUCAUCGACAAUGAUGGUGGAGUCCGCUGUGGAGGUAGAAUUCACAACGCGCUGCUGGCCGAGAGUUCGAAAUUUCCUUACCUGUUACCAUCAAAGCAUCCCUUGACCCAUUUGAUUGUUCUUGAUUGCCACCAGAGAGUGCUACAUGCGGGCGUUGAUUCUACUAUCACUUACAUUCGCCAGAAGUUCUGGAUCCCAGCUAUUCGUCAAUGUGUAAAGACAAUCAUUCGAAAAUGUGUCACGUGCAGAAAGGUAACUGGGAAGUCAUAUGCAUCCCCUGAUCCACCUCCCUUACCCAGAUGUAGAGUAGAAGAUACAGUACCGUUCACAGUAACAGGUGUCGACUUCACAGGCGCACUGUACGUCAGAAGUAAGAAUGAAACUGAAGAAAAGGCAUAUAUAUGUUUAUUUACAUGUGCAUCCACACGAGCGGUUCACUUAGAAGUCGUCCGAGAUUUGUCCGAAGAAUCCUUUCUUCAAGCUUUUAGGAGAUUCACCAGCCGGAAAUCUCUACCACACGUCAUGAUCUCCGACAACGCUUCAACAUUCAUGGCUGCUUCUAACCAUAUAAGACGUCUGUUCGAGUCGCGGAAAGUACAAGACGCCCUUACCAGUCAAGGUACCACGUGGAAGUUCAUACCCAAGCGCGCUCCAUGGUUUGGCGGCUGGUGGGAGAGAUUAAUCGGGCUCACCAAGACAGCACUGAAGAAGACUCUUGGUCGUUCUUACGUUAAUUCGACAUGCUACAGACGGUAG